GUUUUCACCUUCCUUUUCCUCUGAUUAUAGACAAAGCCCGCAUUCGAAGACAUACAAUACAACCUUCUUCACUGCAACGCCUCUGUAUUCUCUUUACAUGUGAGUCUUUUCCUUUCCAAGUGCUUUUUUCCCUGUGCUUUUCUUCUUUGCUUGGAUGCCCAUCUUCCAAUCAUGUGAUCUUUAGAUAAGAGAUAUGAUGCAAUGUUCAGAAUUGCUUGGUUUUACUGCUGUUCAAUUGUAAUGCCAGCAUAAUGAUGAAAUCUAUGUUUGAGUGUGGAAACCAAGAUGCUAAUGUUGAUGAUGGAGACCUUAAUUGGAAUAAUGGUCAUCUCCUACUGCAAGACAUUCAAGAAAUAAGCAAAGCCCUCUAUGCUCCUUCUAGGCCUUCCUUUUCCUCUGUUCAUAAUCGAUCCAAAUCUGCAGGAAAAACCCGGUUGUCGAAAUCUCAAGUUGCCUUAACCCCGGGAUUUCUGAAGGAUGAUCUGUUGUCUAAGGACAAGAAGUUGUCUUCUGCGUGGAAUUGGAAGAAGCCCUUGAAAGCUUUGACCCAUAUUGGUGAUCAAAAGAUCAAAUGUUGCUUUAACCUUCAUGUUCACUCAAUCGAGGGUCUGCCUUUGAGUUUUGAUAGCAUUAGGCUGUGUGUGGUUUGGAAAAGAAAAAGCAACAUUUUGCAGACUCGCCCCUCAAGGGUUAUCCAGGGUGUUGUGGAGUUCAAUGAAACUUUGAGUCAUGGAUGUUCUGUUUAUGUUAGCCGCGCUGUCUCUGGUCAUUCUCUCAAGUAUGAGUCUAAGCGGUUCUUGAUUUAUGCCUUCAUUGUGGGGGCACCAGAACAUGACAUAGGGAGCCAUCAGGUGGAUCUCACUAGACUCUUACCUCUGACUUUGGCAGAGUUAGGGGGUGAUAGAAGUUCAGGGAAAUGGAGCACAAGUUUUAGGUUGGCAGGAAAAGCUGUGGGAGCUAGCCUAAAUGUUAGUUUCAGCUAUCAAAUAGUGAAGGAUGAGUUAACGCAAUUUGGUGGCGAUAAUUUGAAUGUUCUCAACCUUAUUAAUAUGAAGCCAGGCAGGCCAAGCAGCACAAGUAUGAAUUUUGGUCCAGGCCCUUUUCAUUCUGAUGAUGCGAUUUUAUCCCGGGAAGCAUUGAUGAAUUCUGGCUCAAGUCUUUCCAAAUCAAUCAGUUUCCUUUAUCAAAAACUUGAUGAGGAGAACAUCCAUGAUUCAGGACAGGCAGACUCGGAACAUUUUGAACCACUUAAAUCUCAUGUCAUAGAAUCAAAGUCACCUCAAGAAUCAAAUUUUGAAGCUGAUGACACUGAAAUUUCCAUUAUAGAACAAGUAGAAACAUUGGAAGGGGAUCCCUUGAAAAAUGAUCAGGCAGGAAAUCAAACAGUUGAUUUGUCAACAGUUGAAAUCAUUAAUGUAGAUGAUAUUAUUAAGGAUGAUGACAUAUCUGUUGACAAGAACACAAGUUUUGAUUCAAUGGAUGACAUAUACACUAGUUGUGUAAAUGGAACUGUGGCAGGUGACAGCAAACAUAAAUGCAGUAGUUCGUGUCUCAGUUUAACUUGCAUCAAGGAUGUAGAUAUACUUCCUGAGACAUCAGAGUUUCUUGACCAAGAGCACUACCCUAUUGUUAAAUCAAAUUAUAAAUCACAUAGAAUGGCAAAAAAAUCAAGUAGCUUGGAUUCUAUCACCGAAUCUAUUGCAAAUGAUUUCUUGAACAUGCUGGCCAUAGAGAGUGGUUCAUUUGGCUCAAGUCGUGACGGGGAUCCACAUUCUCCCAGAGAGAAGCUUUUAAGACAGUUUGAAAAGGAGGCUCUAGCUUCAGGUAACUUCACUUUUGAUUUCAAUGCAAAUGAAGAGGAAUUGAAGACGGAGACGCUUGGACAUAGCUAUGACGAUUGUACUGUGGAUUCUGAUUUGUCAUUAUUUAUUCAAGCUGCUGAAGAGGAGCAUGCCAGGGAGAAUCAGUUGUUAAUGCAGAGAAGAAAGGCCAAAAUUUUGGAAGACCUGGAGACAGAUUCAUUGAUGCAACUCUGGGGUUUAAAUGAGAGGGACUUUGAAAAUUCUCCGGGAACUUGCUCUGGUGGGUUUGGAAGUCCAAUUGAACUACCCAAUGAAGAAUCAUGCAUGUUACCUUCAAUUGGACAGGGACUUGGUUCAUUUGUUCAAAUUAUGGGUGGAGGCUUCUUAAGGUCCAUGAGUCCUUCCCUUUUCAAAAAUGCUAAGAAUUGUGGUAACCUCAUCACUCAGGCUUCUAAUCCUGUUGUUCUACCUGCAGAAAUGGGUAAUGAUAUACUGGAUAUACUGCAGCAUGUGGCAUCUGAUGGAGUUGAAGAGCUGUGUCAUCAUAUCUAUAAAUUGUUGCCUUUGCAAGAUAUCACUGGAAAAUCCAUUGAGCAUAUUUCUUGGGAAGCCAUAACCAACAAAGGGACUCCUGAAAGGCAGGGGACAUGGCAGCACGAUUCCUUUGAUGAAUUUCAUUGUAACUAUUUGACAGAUGAAGGCAUGAGCUUGGACACUGUAUCUCUAGAAGCAAUAGCUCCUAUGACUGUUGAUAAGAUUGAAACCCUUUUGAUAGAAGGGUUGAGAGUGCAGUCUGGCAUGUUGUACGAGGAGGCACCAUCUUAUAUGCUUCCCCAACAUGCCAAGACGCCUUUCAUCGGUAGCAGAAGAGCCAACUGGAAAUGGUUUCCCACAUCAGAAAGAGGUGAUAAAAUGAAACUAGAAGAUGGUGGAGAAAUUGGUCAUGAUGAUCAUGGAUUGAUGGGGCUGUCAGUAACAUUAGAUCAGUGGUUGAGAUUGGAUUCUGGCAUUAUUGAAGGAGAUCAAAAUUCAGAACAAAUUUUGAAGAUCUUACAAGUACACCAUUCUAAAAUCACAGAGUUACUGCAUGAUGGAGGGUUGAAAAAUGCCAUGGACCAGGUAAAAGCAUUUGGCAGAAAGCAUGGACUCUUGGGGAACCACCUAACGGUGGCUUAUAUGAUCCAGCUUAGGAAUCCGCUGCGAAAUUAUGAACCAGUUGGUGCUCCAAUGCUGGUUUUGACUCAGGUGGAAAGGGUUAACAUACAUGUAAUGCAGCAAGAUGACAGCAAUUUUCUGGAAAAAAAGGAAAAGGGAAUGGAGAAUGAGACCUUACUAAAUGAAACAAGUGGCAAGUUUUUUGAAGAUUCAAAUACCGAAAAUGAAUCACCUCGAUUUGGAUUCAAAAUCAGAGAGAUUCAUCUUUCAGGUGUCCUUACCAAAUCCGGAAGCAAGCAACAUUGGGGUACUGUAACUCAGCAACAGUCUGGGAUCCGGUGGUUGCUUGCCAGUGGCAUGGCUAGUACUGUCAAAUAUUCAACUUCAACAUCAAAGGCAAUUGUUUUGUCAUCUCCACUGUGUACCAAGAAGUUGCUGAAUGAGGACACGCUCUGGAGCAUUUCUUGUGUUAAUAAUAGUAAAGAGCUGCUUGCUGAAAAUGUACACAUUCGGAACCCUGAUAUCAUCUUCCCAAGUUGAACUGUCAGAUCAUUUUUUACGUGCAAUUUUAGUCAAUUUUUUAAAUUUCUCAAUCUAUAUAGUUAUUAUAGUACACUGUCAAGGAAGUUAUACCAGUCAGCAUGCACAAAUUUUUAA
Messenger RNA from Vigna radiata var. radiata (mung bean), 3614 nucleotides. Its product is annotated as protein PLASTID MOVEMENT IMPAIRED 1-RELATED 1. Bases 252 to 3497 code for a protein of 1081 amino acids. The record is from RefSeq and is a predicted model, not a curated record. The transcript has 3 exons. Lineage: Eukaryota; Viridiplantae; Streptophyta; Magnoliopsida; Fabales; Fabaceae.